AUGUUGCAACCGUCAUUGCAUUCCCCCUCGGCUCUGCAGGCAAAAGGAUAUCGUUUGUUGACCAACCAACAAGUGAAAGACUAUGCUGUCCGAGUAAAACAACCUCAAAGCUGCGAACAAGGUGUCCAAUACUCUGGUUACAUCGAUAAUUUAAAAACGGAUGACCAUCUUUUCUUUUGGUUUUUUGAAUCGCGUACCGCUCCGAAAACGGAUCCUGUGGUUUUGUGGCUGAACGGCGGACCCGGAUGUUCAUCAAUGGCCGGUCUUUGGAUGGAAUUAGGUCCCUGCAAGGUCAAUAAGGAUGGUAACAACACCGAAACCAAUCCAUACAGCUGGAAUACGGUAUCCAAUAUGAUCUUUUUGGAUCAGCCUGUGAACGUCGGCUACAGCUACGGCAAAUCCAAAAUUAGAGAUUCUCGAGAAUCAGCGCAUGAUGUUUACGCAUUUUUGCAGUUGUUUUUCUCAGAAUUUAAGGAGUAUGCCGAUAAUCCGUUCCAUAUUGCAGGUGAAUCUUAUGGCGGCCAUUAUCUGCCUGCAUUGGCAGACGAGAUUACCAAAAACAACAAAUUUGCCGAGGAACAAGGUCGUUUGCUUAUUAACUUUGAAUCGAUGCUGAUUGGCAAUGGCUGGACCGAACCACGCACCCAGUUCAAAUACUACGAGGAAUACGGAUGUACUCGGGAUAAUAAGUAUAAGCCUCUGUUCGAUGAAGCCACAUGUCAGAAAAUGAAGGAUACGUACCCGCAUUGCAAGAAGUUGAUGGAUGCUUGUUACAAUUACCCUUCGUCGCUGACGUGCAUUCCUGCCAACUAUUACUGCGAGACCUCGCAAGAAUCGCCUUACUCACCAGACGGCAAGCGAAAUCCUUAUGAUAUUCGUGCGGAAUGCCAUGGAGAUUUAUGUUAUGAUAUCAUGGAUAAAAUUGCUCUGUGGGCCAAUCGCGAAGAUGUGAGAAGUGAACUCGGAGUGGAUCCCCAAGCGGGCAACUUUUCCACCUGCAGUGACCCCGUCGGUUACUAUUUCAGUCAAGCUGGCGAUCCCGCCAUGGACUUUUCGCCCCAAGUCGUGAGAACCCUCAGUGAAGGAGUGCGCGUUCUUCUCUAUGUAGGCGACAUGGAUUGGAUUUGUAACUGGAUGGGUAAUAAGGCAUGGUCACUCAACAUGGAAUGGCCUGGAAAAGAGGGUUACAAUAACGCGAAAGACGAACCGUGGACAAGCUGGGUGACGGCCGAAAAAGCGGGCGAAGUACGCUCACACAAUAAUUUGACUUUUCUACGCAUUUUUGACGCCGGUCAUAUGGUACCCUAUGAUCAGCCUGCCAAUGCGUUAGACUUCUUUAGCCGAUGGCUUACCAACACGGCUCUUAAUAAUUAA
This is a messenger RNA of Radiomyces spectabilis, 1374 nucleotides long. RefSeq names its product Alpha/Beta hydrolase protein. Bases 1 to 1374 code for a protein of 457 amino acids. Gene Ontology annotation, biological process: proteolysis. Gene Ontology annotation, molecular function: serine-type carboxypeptidase activity. NCBI's taxonomy places the organism in Eukaryota, Fungi, Mucoromycota, Mucoromycetes, Mucorales, Radiomycetaceae. The record is from RefSeq and is a predicted model, not a curated record. The transcript is spliced from 8 exons. Gene Ontology annotation, cellular component: fungal-type vacuole.